AUGACCUCGGUGGAUGAUUCCGUGGCAGAAGACACAACACAAGAGACCAACUAUGGCAGUGUGUCGGAGCCGCCCGUGGAAGAGGUCGAAAACCCAAAAGAAGUGACAAAAUCGAUUUUCAGCCGUCUUUGGUGGCUUAUUUUGCUUGGUAUUUUGGCUACGAUUGUCGCACAAUUGAUAUUCUUGCCUAGAACCUCUCCAAAUCGGGAUUUCCGUCGAUGGCAUGGCUUGAAAUUGACCACGAGCGAUGUUGAGCGAUUAUUUAUCUCGCUUCUGCGUCCAGGAAAAUCUGAUUCUGAAGGCUUUACCACCGAAGAUAGGAUAGGAAUGUAUCUCAGAAACUUCUCUGAAAUCAAUAGCCAGAGCGCCACUAAUAUGGCAGGCUCUGAGAAUAGAAAUCUUGAAGAGUUUGUUGAAAAAGAAAUGAGAAGACAGAAAUGUGAGACUCACGUUUAUGAUUAUGAUUUGCCAGUUGAGCUACAGGCACCUUCAGACCUGAGUUUAGUACUAAGAGAUGCGGAAAAUAACCGGGUUUUGUAUAAAGCACCUUUGAAAGAACUGAAUUUCCACACUCCUGCAUUUUUUUGCUUCUCAGCAGCAGGCCAAAUAAAGAAAGACUAUGUGAACGCCAACAUGGGCACUCCUGCUGAUUAUGCACUUCUAGACAAGAAUGGAAUCUCAAUUGAAAAUCGGAUAGUGAUCUUCUCUCAUGCCCUAGAUUCUGAGUAUUCACUUAACGACAAAAUUCAUUUCGCAGAAGGUAUAGGUUGCGCUGGCGUAAUUGUAUACGGUGACGAGAAUGUUCCUAAAACAAUAUCCCGCAAAUUUCGCUCUCAUUCCAUCCCCACUUUGAGUUUUCGUCUACCUAUCAGUUUUGACAGUGUAAAGCCUAUUCUUGUCGCACUUGGGCCAAGUUAUGGCGACUUUAAAGAGUGGCAAUUUGCUCCCUACUCAAACCAUGCGCUUCAGUUAGAGCUUGGAACUCAAUUCAAUCAAAGUCCUCUCCGAGGUAGCACAAUUGUCUCCACGAUGAAUUCAGCUAUGCAUGAUGGUAUUGUUGUCGUGGGUGCCUCCAGAGAUUCCUUAACAAGCACGAAUCCUUUGAGUGGACAUGCCAUCAUGAUAGAAUUAAUGAGCCAAUUGAGUGAGCUCCAAAGACUAGGUUGGCUGCCCUUGAGAACAAUCAAAUUUGUCUCUUGGGAUGCGUCACGAAGCGGCGCUUUUGGCAUGUCCGAUCUCCUCGACCGAGUGUUGCCCAAGUCAAGUCCCGUUCUAGCCUACAUCAAUCUUGAUGAAGAUGUCAUCAUGGGAGAUCGCUUUUCUGUUGAUUCAAAUCCCCUUUUCAACGAUAUCUUGAGGUAUGCAGCACGAUUUGUCGCUCUCCUGGCAAAUUCUAAAGAGCCCAAACUGUCCACGCCUCAAAAUCCUCAUUUACAAGUGGAUUCAGUAACUACCUUGCUUGAACUCUGGAUGAAGCAAAGCAAUGCCACGGUCAAUAAUAAACUCGGAUAUCUGUUGGCUGGGAAAGCGGCUGGUAUCAUCCAAUUCGUGAGACAAGUUCCUACAAUGAAUUUAAAGUUCGAAACAUGCAAAAUCAAGAAGGAUCUGCUUUAUGUACCAGAUUCAAACUCUUACAGCUAUCAUUGGGUCGAGCAGAACGACGAAGGACUUAGGCUACAUGGUGCCCUUCUCAGAUAUUUGGGGCUUCUUUUGAUCUCUCUCGGUGAGAACGAAGUUGUUGAGUCAAAAGUAGGUCUUCUAUUCGGUAAAAUUGAUGAAUAUUUUACCUCGAUGUCGUCAAGCUACAAUAUACUCAACAAUGCUUGGAGUAGAGAAGACGUCUCAGACAUUUUCAUGGACCAUGCUCCUCAAUCUGUCCUUUUCGCUGACGCCAAAGCGAAAAAACUGGCCAAAUACAUGUUCGAUGCAUCAGUGCAUUACGAUGUUGUCUUUGAGACGUUCACAGAAUUGGUUCAUAAGUUGGCUGCCAAAGCACUUAAGUUCGAUGCGUAUGCGGAACAAGUUGAAGACUUGUGGACCACAGAUUUCCCAUGGUUUAAACUACCACAAAAGAUCCUCAUUUACCUGAAGUUUAAACAGCUUAACUGGAAGUUAUUACGCAUAGAGCAAGUUUUAGCCUCAGAUUCACUCAAUAGCAGCGGUGACUUCAAGCAUUUGAUGUACGACAUUCCCCGCGGCAUGCUUCCCAUGUCUGAGAAAAAUGAAAGAGGGGCUUUUGCUACUUUUUACGAAGCCUACGAUUCUGGACUGAUGGAGCAGGUUGUGCUCUUGAUGGCAGAGAAAUACGAGCGGCUCAAAACUGCGCUCGAUUACAUCACAUAA
Messenger RNA from Australozyma saopauloensis, 2343 nucleotides. RefSeq lists its product as uncharacterized. Lineage: Eukaryota; Fungi; Ascomycota; Pichiomycetes; Serinales; Metschnikowiaceae. The transcript has a single exon. The coding region runs from base 1 to 2343 and encodes 780 amino acids. Gene Ontology annotation, molecular function: carboxypeptidase activity. The record is from RefSeq and is a predicted model, not a curated record.